UAAGGGACGUACUGAAAUCAGUAGGCAUCCAUUGGAGUUGCAAUUCCCACAACCAAAAUGUUCCCAGGCCAGGUUGCCUAUGACUUGUUCGAUUCUCUCCAGGCCCUGUGUCGGGUCUAGUCUUUACAUAAUAAAUCAUUUGCGUAUGCUCAUUCCUGCUGUGGGAGUCGUCGGACCGUCAGCAGAAGAUCGAGCCAAAACAAGAAAGCCCCACAAAGUCCAGCGACUCAAGAUAGUGCAGAUGUUUCAACCCUAG
Molecule: messenger RNA, 256 nt
Organism: Penicillium vulpinum
Lineage: Eukaryota; Fungi; Ascomycota; Eurotiomycetes; Eurotiales; Aspergillaceae
Exons: 2
Coding region: 80-256 (58 amino acids)
Source: RefSeq, a predicted model, not a curated record